CAAGCUAAUUUACAUUAUUCUUAUAAUUUCAGGUGGCUCUCUAAAAUUGUACAGAGAAAAAAAGGAAUUGGAUAUGAAUUCACGGGAAAUGAAAUUCGGUGCAGAUCCUGGCUGCAUUUUUAGAUCUCUGGUUGGUGCCAGAGGGUACGAUUUCAGAAUAGGAACCAAAUGGGGGAAGGUUAUUGGCGAUCGAACUUCCAAAGUUCGAUGUAUCAGAGGGAAUAUUGCUUAUAACAACGCAUUCAAAACUCAAAUCCGAUACAAAAUAAGAGUCAACCAAAGAGCAUUUUCCACAAUACUUAUGGAGGUUGAACAAGAAUCUAAAUUUAUUGAAUAUAAAUCGCAAGAAGUUUGGCAAUGCCACUACUCAGAUGGUAGUGACGAUAAAAGCAUCGCUUUCCUGAGAGUGGAAAACGUGAUUGAUUUCUUGAAAGAAGUGCAUGAACUUGAGACCCAUCAAGGAGUGGUCAUAUCGUAUGAAUAUGAUUCAGUACAGAUGGAAAAUCGAGUGCGGAUUAUUGAGGUGAAGUAUCUGGAGCCUGAAACGCUUACACUACUGAAAUAUGAGGGACUAUUGGAAAUUGUUCCAAAGAAUCGUUUAUUCAAUGAUUUGUAAGUGAAAAAAAGUUUAC
Messenger RNA from Nilaparvata lugens (brown planthopper), 632 nucleotides. RefSeq lists its product as uncharacterized. Lineage: Eukaryota; Metazoa; Arthropoda; Insecta; Hemiptera; Delphacidae. The record is from RefSeq and is a predicted model, not a curated record. The transcript has 5 exons. The coding region runs from base 74 to 616 and encodes 180 amino acids.